GACUUAGUCCUAAGUUCUUUCUAUCUAGUCAUGGCAAACAAGAUUUAUCAGCUACUUCUAACUGGCUAAUCAUUUUAAAAAGAGACCUGGCAACAUGGGACAAUUACAGUCAAAAAAUGCUUGUAAACGCAGGGAAAGUCCAGAGGGUGGCACGUUAGCGACGGCCACUCAUGACUUGCAGAAAGAGUCGGUUCAUCCCAGCGAAUCACACCGAUUCAGAAGCAAACAGGAUAAGUGUAGUGCAGAAAUAAGAGACGACCUCUUCUUGGAUUAUGACUGCCCUCUCGAGGUGAUGUUACCCCCAGAGAAAAAUGCUGAAUACCAAAGUCACAAAAUCUUUCCAGAAAAUAGAAAUACAUUAAGACUGAAUGCAAAUGUCAAUGACAUGAAGUGUGAUGGUCCAUACAGAGAGGAAAAUCAUCAAGAAUGGGUGUUUACUUUGUAUGAUUUUGACAACAGCGGCAGUGUAUCGAAAAAGGGCAUGUCAAGUUUAAUGCAUACAAUCUAUGAGGUGGUGGAAGCGUCAAUAAAGCAAUCUGCACUUUGUGACAACCAAACUCUAAGGGUCAGACUGACUUUCACUCCCUUAUUAUGCAGCGACAUCAAAAAAGAUUGGGAUUCUGGGAAUCUUCUGAACAAGAGUGACCAACUGGAGAAACAGUGGCCAACACAUAUCAGGGGCCUGGAUAGAGACCAGUCUAACAGUUCAGAGAAGAAUCUCUCUCACCUUAAUGAGAAUACAGAACACAGAAACCACUAUUUGGACCUUGCUGGGACUGAAAACUACAGCUCCAGAUCUGAAACAGACAACACCGCACAGUCAGCUGUUGAGGAGCAGUGCCAGGCUAGUCAUGCACAUGUUGCCCCUCAGACCCAUCAUCGAUGGCCCCAGUUAAAUCACUGCAGCCCUGGGAAAUAUAAUGGACGUAGCAUUCCAGUCCUCAGGUCCCUGCGAAGUCGCAGUAAGUCUAUGGGAAGUGGAGGGGGCACUACCAAGAUCAACAAAAUGAAUGAGCAUCACCCAGUCCGCUGGUGUUGUCCUCCUCAGCAGCAGAAAUCUUUGCAUGAUAUCCACAGUAAACAUGCCCAUUCCGGAUAUCGUGAUGCCACGACAGCCUCAGUUGCUCAGCAUGAGCACCAUCAUAUUCAUGAGCACCAUCAUAUUCAUGAGCAUCACCAUCAUUAUCACCAUCACCACCAUUACUACUCAUCCUGACUGCAGCAUUUAACUAAAAAGGGAAAAAAACAUUAAGAAAGGAACAAAGAGAGUGACAUAUUUUGAGACAUAUUUAGCCUUAAAUUUGGUAAACUACCAUGUUUUGCACAUAUAUGUGGGCAAUUGUUUCCAGAAUCAGCUUCUUGUUGCUAUUCUUUAAAGAAAAAAGCAUGUUGACUGCUAUUUGUACAAACUUUGCUACAACUGCUUCUAGUAAUAUACUAAUACUUUAAAAUCCCUUUAAACCCUCAUUGUGAGAUACUAGUAGGUUCUGGUACUGACACCUCACUUGAAUGAUAUGUUUUUAUAUGUAUUUGUAGAUAAAUAAAGUUCUGUAUUGGUAUAGAUGAAAACAUUGCAUUUAAAAAAAAAUCAAGAGUAUUUGACUUUGCUCUUGCUUUAAAA
Messenger RNA from Trichomycterus rosablanca, 1621 nucleotides. RefSeq names its product protein naked cuticle homolog 2-like. The transcript has 10 exons. NCBI's taxonomy places the organism in Eukaryota, Metazoa, Chordata, Actinopteri, Siluriformes, Trichomycteridae. The coding region runs from base 95 to 1216 and encodes 373 amino acids. Gene Ontology annotation, cellular component: cytoplasm. Gene Ontology annotation, biological process: negative regulation of Wnt signaling pathway. The record is from RefSeq and is a predicted model, not a curated record.